This is a messenger RNA of Fundulus heteroclitus (mummichog), 6636 nucleotides long. It is a transcript of the gene zbtb46, whose product is annotated as zinc finger and BTB domain containing 46. Lineage: Eukaryota; Metazoa; Chordata; Actinopteri; Cyprinodontiformes; Fundulidae. The record is from RefSeq and is a predicted model, not a curated record. The transcript has 9 exons. Gene Ontology annotation, biological process: regulation of transcription by RNA polymerase II. Gene Ontology annotation, molecular function: DNA-binding transcription factor activity, RNA polymerase II-specific; protein binding; RNA polymerase II cis-regulatory region sequence-specific DNA binding. The coding region runs from base 306 to 2819 and encodes 837 amino acids.
CAGGGGGAGGGAGAGGAGGGGGAGGCUCCUGAUACCAAGACACGGAAAAGCAGGGGAGGGAAAGAGAGAAAGAACAAGGGGCUGGUGGAGGAAGAGGAGAGGGGAGUUGGAGAAAUCGGGGAAUAACACUUAACAAAAAGCGCACAGAGAAGAGGAGGGACGGCACCCGGCGCGUUGGACAUCCCCAGCUUUCUUCCCCUCGGGCUGUCACAGCAGAUUGGACUCCGGAGGACCGACACGGCGGCCACCCCAGACCCCAUGGGGUAACAGAUGUUUUGAGGAGAGGCUUUUGUUCAGCUACACAGAUGAACAACAGGAAGGAGGACAUGGAGAUCUCAUCUCACUACCGUCAGCUCCUCAGAGAGCUCAAUGAGCAGAGGCAGCACGGCAUCCUCUGUGACGCCUGUGUCAUUGUGGACGGAAAGAUCUUCAAGGCCCAUAAGAACGUCCUUCUGGGCUCCUCGCGUUACUUCAAGACUCUUUACUGCCAGGUUAAAAAAGGAGCCGAGCCUCCCCAUCAGACUACUGUUACUCACCUCGACAUCGUGACGGCGACUGGUUUCAAAGCCAUCCUGGACUUCAUGUACUCGGCGCACCUUGCGCUUACCAGUAAGAACGUGAUCGAAGUCAUGUCGGCCGCCAGCUACCUGCAGAUGACAGACAUCGUCCAGGCCUGCCACAGCUUCAUCAAGGCUGCCCUCGACAUCAGCAUCCGCCAGGAGAUGGCCGACGAGCUGGCCGACUUUGAAAUGGGAGCUGUUGCUGCAGGUUUAGGAGGAGGCGGGGGAGUUGCCGGGGGUGGAGGAGGGGUCGGUUUAGCUGGAGCAGGGGGUGUUCCAGGGGCCGGUUUGGGGGGAGGAGGUGGCAUAGUGGGCAUAGCCUCCGAAGCCUUGGCUUCCAUCAUUUCCGGUCGCAGCACCUCGCCCUGGCUGGCGCGCCGAACCAGUCCAGCCAACUCCUCCGGGGAUUCAGCCAUUGCCAGCUGCCACGAGGGAGGCAGCACGUAUGGGAAGGAGGACCAAGACCCCCCUAAGAGCCAUGAGAGCCAGGAGGAUGGCUGCCAUGACUCUCAGCCCGCCUGGCCUCAUGACUACAGGCCAGUCAACGUCAAAGAAGAACAGGUGUCCCCUGCCUCCUCUUCACAUCCAAGGGACACCCCCAAGGGGUCAACCCAAAGCCAGGUAGAACAAGGGGCAGGGGGAGCUAGUGGUGGAGGCGCUGAAGGACCCUGGCAACCCCUAUCAGGGUCAGGGCGGAGGAAGAACCGGAAGAACAAGGACACAGUCAGGCAUAUUACCCAGCAGGCUGAGAGAACCUGGGAUCGGCAGCGGGACAGGGACAGAGACAGAGACAGCAGGCCUGGAUCUCCACUCCCCUCCAUGCUGGCUGUCACUGGAUGGAACUACAAUGGACAGGACAUCCCAGGGGCAGACGUGACCGAACCCAACAGCUCAGACAGCCGCGGCGAACGCCUCGAUUUCUUCCUCAAGCAGGAAGAGGCUCUCGCCACAGAGCCAGGUUUCCUGGGCGCCAACGAAUCGGAGGAGGCCAGCGGAGGAGCGGGAGGCGGGGGCAUCUCAUCCGUAGCCAAUCUGAAGGCUGCGCUGAUGAGUAAGAACAGCCUGCUGUCGCUGCGGGCUGAGAUGAUGGGAGAUGAUAACCCCUUGCUUUAUGAGUACCUGCCCAAAGGAGGACACUCCCUGUCCUGGCUCCGCUCCAACAACUACUGCAGCGCGCUCCGGCCAGGGGCCACGGGGGCCGCUGUUCAUAACAAAGAGGGCGCUGGUUCCUCUCCUCCUCUUCCUCUUCUUCCUCUUCAUCUACCACCAUCACCACCACCACCACCACCCCAUCUGCCAUCAUCAACAUCAGCAUACUGCCCACCCUCUCCGCCCACACCACUGCACCCAUCCGAGCCUCGGCCCCUGGAGGCCCCCGGGCUGCGGGCUGGGGCGACGCCGCUGCACUCAGAAGGACUGGACAUGGAAGUUGAAGAGGCCCCCGAGGGCACAGAACCCUCCGCCUUGCCUGAGGAGGGUAUAAAGGACAAAGAAGAUAUGAAAGAGUACAGCACAGCUUUGGAAGGUGACCAGUCCCCUGUCGAGAGAGAUCAGAUGGGCGAGGGGAGCUAUGCCGGCGGUUCAGCAGUGCCUGCAUCAGUGUCUGAAGCUGGCAGAGGAUCUAAAGGGCCGCUCGCGCUGGUGAAUGACUUCACGGUGAUCCGUAAAAAGUUCAAGUGCCCCUACUGCAGUUUUUCUGCUAUGCACCAGUGCAUCCUUAAGAGGCACAUGCGCUCCCACACCGGUGAGAGGCCCUACCCAUGUGAGAUCUGCGGCAAGAAGUUCACCAGACGGGAACACAUGAAGAGGCACACACUGGUCCACAGCAAGGACAAGAAGUAUGUGUGCAAGGUGUGCAGCCGGGUCUUCAUGUCCGCGGCGAGCGUCGGCAUCAAACACGGCUCCCGGCGGCACGGCGUCUGCGCCGACUGCUCGGGCCGGGGCAUGGCCGCGCUGCUGGACCACAACGGCGAGACGGGUGGGGACAUUUCGCCAGAGGAGGAGCUGUAUCCCGGGGACCGGUUUCACGACGACCAGGCGGAGUGUGACGGCGACGGGGAAGGGGAGGAGGAGAUGAUGGCGGAAGGGGACAGUGAGAUUUUGGGAGAAGGGGACGAAGAGCCGGGGAAGUGGAAGGUCUCAGGGAUGGCCGCCGAGGCCCACGGAGCGCUGGACAAUGAGAAGGAGGAGAGCGACUCCUCAGCUCAGGAGGGAGAGCAGCAGAACGGGAGUGAGAAAGACUUUGCCUGGAUCUCGUAGAACCUUUUAGGCCUCCUGUUUGUGGCUCAUCAACCAAUCUCUGGAGAUCUUCUCCGAUCUCUCAGGCAGAUUCCUCUGCUCACUUUACCCAUUCGCCCCACCCACUGGGGGCAGGCCUUCCUUUGUACGGAGAUGCUGUAGGGUGAUGCACGACAAUGAUCGAAACACUCAAAUGCACACACACACACACCAACACACACACUUUCUCAAGCUUGACCGCCAUAGAAGAAGAGUAAUCAAGAGAUGGCUUGAGUGCAAGGCUUUUUUCCGCUUACCUCCUCCACUUCAGAUGCAGUGUUUCUGUUUUUUUUUUUGUUUUUUUUUCUUCUUCUCGAGGGUUCAGGCUGGAGUCCAGCUGUUUUCUGCUCUGUCACAACAGGAAUCAGGCUGCCAAGGAAGCGGCCAGUGCUAGACUGCAACUUUGUAUGUUUGCCAUCACAAUCAUCGCAGAAACCAAGGAUCACAGACAGAGUUGGGGUCGGAGGGGGCGGGGGGGGGCAGCCAGGAAGGAGGGCAUCUCAGAGCGAGAGUCUAAAUCUAUUGCAAAGACUUGGUGUCAGGGUGGAGGACUGUGAAGCCCCAGAUGACACAUUUUCCUAGUUGAGUCCUACUGCCAGAGACUUGCACUUUAACGACAACUGACUCCUAUCAAAGUCCUGAACCCGUUUGGUUUACAUGUUUUGAUCUGAUAUUUACUUACCUGAACAACUCGGUGACCGCACCUACCUUUAAGGAUGUACCUUAUGUCCUCUCUGACUGUUAUCGCCAGAUAGAAAUCACUGAACCUUUGUGCAGAUUGCUGUUUAUAGAGCCUAUGCCUUUUUCAGCGCGCUCCUUAAUCUUUCUCCUAUUAAGUUCGCCACCCGGUUUCUAUUGAUCCGUUCCAGCGGAAACUGGAGGUUUUGUACAUAAAGAUGUAAAAGAAGGGGUGAAAUAAAAGGCUGCGCGAGACGGAGAGGGGCAGAGGGACGGAGAAUGAAAUCUGAGCGUGUUAAACCGAGAGUUUCUGCUCUGAAAGUCAACGCGAGCGCGCGGUGGAGCUACCUUACACUAACAAACGCUCUUUGUCUCUCUCGCUUGUCUCUCGCGUUGAAAGUUGUGACGAUAGGACCUGAGAGCCAAGUCUCUCGCACCCCCCCCCCUCCCCCCACCCUGGUUUUAUUCUUUCUUUUUUUUUUUUUUUACUUUUAUUUCCUCCUUAGCUCAGACGUGUAAAUUCCAGUUUCUCCCCACAGAAUAUGCAGACACUUUUCACGGCUACUCUUUUUUGCGUGCACCAGUUUCUCCUGCUUUGUAAGGUUGUAAAGAAAAAAAAGGAUCGACGUUGUGCUUGAAAUUCAGAGAUUUCAGUAUUUGUGUAAUAUUGAUUUGUUAUUUAUUGGAAACCGUUUCCUCCUUUCUGUGUGGCUGGGUGGGCGUGCGUGCGUUUGAAUGUGGGUCCGGCGUCUAGAAAGAGUCUACACUGCUUUUUAAGAUUAUUUCUGAGUUUGUUUGUUUUUUUUUUUUUUUGGCAGAAGUUAACAAUUGAAGUGAGGCUGAUGACAUGUCUUAAAUGUUAUGAUUAUCAGAACUAUGAUUAUUGUUGUUGAUGUUACUAUUAUUAAUUAUUCUUAUUAAGUGCUGGAUGAUAAGCUUUACUUUGUGUGCUUCUUUCAUUUGAUAUUUUAUACCUUGUACAAAAAGAAAGCUUUUAUACUUUGCCUUGUUGUGGACAGCAAGCCAUGGGGCUUUUUAUCGACCUUUUAUUGUGCCGGUUUAAGCUUUUUCUGUCGUAUUGCGUCUUUUUUUUUUCUUUCUUUUUGUUUUUGAACUACUGAUGGGGAAAAACACAUUCACUGCCCUGCUCUUCUUUUAGAUAUUGAUUAAAACAUUUUAUUACGCUUAUGCUUUUUGCAUCACUAAUGUACACUAAUUGAUUAAUAUGGAACCAAAAAAAAAGAGAAAAAAAUUACAAUCUAGUACUUUUGUAUACAUGAAGUGCUUUUGUUUCGCAGUCCGUGUUUUAACGAGUGCUUUUUGCCUUUAUAGUCGUGGUAAACGGUUCCGUUGUUGGGUUGUUUUGAUUCUUUUCUUUUAUUCCCACGAGCCUGUCGCUAUUCAUCACAAUCGGAUUAACGAAGUGCACAUGUUUUCAUUUUUUAUUAUUGCCAUUGUUGUCAAUUAUGAAGGGCUGUGCGAGAGGACCAGCUCGUUUUUGAAGACCGCAUCCUUAAAAGCAAGCAGAUUAGGUUUUGAUUUGAUUCGUUCACAGUUAAAGUGACACGCAGUGAGGUAGCUUGCAGACUAAACACUCCUCUCUAAAUGUGUGUUGAGUCUGCAGUCUGGAUCUCAUUCUUCAAAAAAACAUGGAAAGGAAGUGCUGCAGCUGGAACAUGUUGUGGGAAACAUGUCGCCUGUGAUGGUUGCACACAUCAGGCUCUCUGCUGCAGGUGCUGUGGACUGUACUUAUCAUUAAGAACAACAAAAUAACAAAAACUGCACAAUUUGUGAUGCUUUCUUCAUUUUUCGCAGCUUUGUUAGUCAUUGUGUUUUGACCUAUUUACCAAACUGUCUUUCUUUUCUGGGCUUGAAACAAGACAAAGGGGUAGAAAUUUUGAUGAAUGUUAGCAAUGGGUGUGGAAGGAGCCCAUGAUCAGUGACAAAUCUCUGUCCUGUGGUGCUGUUAUGGCCACUAAGAGACAUCUGGAUGUAUGUUUGAUUCCCCCCCCCCCCCCCCCCCACACACACACACACACUUUACUCUCUUUUCACGACCUGUGCUGUCCUCUUCCUCCUUCCGGGUUGUUCUUCAGGAAAACGUCCGCCAUUGACCCCUCAAUAUGUGCCUAAAUGACAUUUCCUUUCACCCGUGUGCUUGCAAGAGCGUCUGUGUGGAGAGAUGAGAUGAAUAUUUGGGUUUGUGGAUAGAGAUUAUCAAGAAGUGUUGUUGUUGUUGUUUUUUUUUUUUCUUUCUCCCAACAAGACAAAUCAUAACUGGGCAACUAGAUCCUCCCUUCCUUUCCUUGACCUUUCGUGCCCUGAUUCCGUGGUCUUAACUUGCAUGCCUGUGUUCAUUUUUGUCAUACCAAAGCGACGUUUUCGGCAUCUGCGCACGCCGGUCUCAUUCCACACACCGUGCAAAACUGGAACUGUUUGCUCUUUCUGCAGAUGAAUAUGGGUAUCCUUUGACGUGUACAAACUGCAAUCCUCAUUCAGCCUGUAUAGCUUGACUCACACGUGAAAAUCAUGAAGCCAUAGAUAUGGGUAUAUCUAUAUUCUACUAUAUUUCAAAAAGAAAAAAAAAGUUUUUUUGCCGCUUUUUACUUUAGAUUUUGUUCUACUAAGAGUGAUGUGUGUAUACCUUCAUAUAUAUGAAUUUAUAUUACUAUUAUAUAUUAUUUAUUUACUCUUUCAAGUUUCAAAAGGGUCUUUCAUUUGUAAAAGGUCACACUUGAAGCUUGAGGUUUGUUUAUUUUUGUUGGGAAUAUUUGUUCAAUAUGAUACUGACUUUAUAAUGAUUAUUAUAAUAAUCCUGUGUUUGUAACAAAAUGUGGUAAAUAAUCAGAAAAAAAAAGAGAAAAACUGUCCUGUUUUUACACCUGUUUUGUUUUUUGGGCAGAUUUAAGUGCUCUUGUGCUGAUAUAUUUUUGGUUGACAGUACUGAUCACAGAACAUUAUUGCGGUCAACCAUAAGCCUUCUGUUUCGAUGUUGGGUCGAGCCUGCCAGUCAUCCACGCCUCUUUCUAACUUCAUGUUUAGUGGAAGAAUUAGCUUAACUAUUAUUUGCAAAAUCCAAUCAGUCUCAAUAAAUUUUGAAAUUGCUGCUGUAAAGACGUGA